AUUUCCUCGCGUGGUUAUUCCUCAGUCUGGCUAGGUUCUUAAUCCUCGGCCUCAAAACCGACGGAUGCUGAGCGUACGACUAUGUUGGACGCUCAGUAUUCUCAACGUCCCACCAAAAAAAAAAAAAAGAUCAGUCUCCAGAUCAAUGAUCCCUCGUCUCCUCACAGCCUUGAAGCUGCCUCGUUUUUCCAGCAUGCUUCCAAGAAGUCUAUACACCUGAAACAGUCCGAAUCUUGACCGGCUACUGGCAAUGCCUAGGUCAUGGGGAUGGAAUAGGCCGAUGAAAGAGGUCGGGCUCGGGGCGUUGUCUAAGGAGGGUGUUCUCGUCGAUCUUUUGCGAGUAAACGUCGUCGCAUCAUGGCUGUAUCAAAUGUGUACGACACGGGCGUGCUGUGACUGCGUCCACGGAGUGGGCAACCAAGGCCUUGCUAUAUAACAUCCGCCUGGACUGCUCGUUCCCACUUUCCCACUAUGCCUCCGUUCUCCUCCCUGUGGCGAUCUCGCCGUUCAGAUGACUCCCCCGACCUGCUCACUGCGCUCCCGCUGCCGACGAUCGAACGGCGGCGCCGCAAAGUAGAGAAAGCCAGCAUCGGUGUCCCCGUGUUGCUCUCGAUCCCACGCCGCUUCGAGUGCCUGGCUCCAGUGGAGUACACAAGGCGGUCUCUGACCAGCAGCUCCCUUCACAAUCGGUCCGGGACUGUGACGGGCCCUGCGACAAGAACAGCUGAGGUCCGGCCGUCUACGUAUCCCCUCAUCCGCUCGUAUUCUCUUCCAACGCCUUCGAGCCCGCCGAUGGCGGCUUCGCCUGUGAUCGGUAGCAGUGUUGGGGAACGCAUCACAGCUCAUUUCUCGGCCCCACCAGCCGCGCGGUCAUAUUCGCACUCUCCACUCCAUAUCGAUACUGCACGCCGACCACUCUCUCCGAUCCAAGAGCACAGCUACGCUUCCCCGAUGUCCCUGCGGGCUACCAGCCCCGUGGGAGAUAUCUCACCCCUGGAUUUGCCUCGACCCACACCGGUGGCCCGGGCGGCAUUCAUUCACCGCUCGAUCAGCGAUCCGCCUGCACUCCCUCCGCUGAAUUUCGCUCCGUACUUUCCGGGUCCCCAUCCUUUCCAGGAGGGAGAUGGGCCCCCUCGACGUCCUCCGAGAGUGGUCCAGACGAUCUACAGCGCGGCCGCAAACAGUAGCACGGGGUCGCUGCACGCGGAGAGCUUCGUGACGGCUGCCUCACGCGAGGCGGCGUCACCCAAGUCCCCCGAGCGGGCCGUCGUGCGAUACUCGGUCGCCACGAGCAGCACUCUGCGGGCGUCGCGAGUGGGCUCGCCGAUGGGCGAGGCGCAGCUGCAGCGCGGCGGGACGAUGGGCUCCAACACGGGCAACAGCAGUCUGCGCCGGAAACCGCGGCACUGGUUCGACCACGUCACGCCUGCCGCGUUUCUCUUCUGUCUUGGGUUCCUCUGCCCGCCCUGCUGGUGGAUCGGGGGCUACUACGUCCUGUUUUUCACGGAGGUCCCGCCGCAGCGCACGCUCUGGGAGCACUAUGUCACCGAAACGCGGUGGUGGGGCGACCUCACGUGCGGCGUCUGGCGCGCGAACUUGUGCAGGAGGAAUAGGUUGCAGCGGAAGCCGGAGAAACCGCUGUUGCUGCCGCGGUGGGUCGCGGCGAACAACACCUCGGCGUCGCUGACCGGUAUCUCGUAUUACUACCCCUUUGUCUCGAGGCCAGCUCCGCGCCUAGAUGAGAGCGGGCGGGCUCCCAGCCCUCAAUCCGUCUUCGCUGUCGUUGUUCGUCGACUGAAUGCGUGGAUCGACUAUGCCACCUUUUCCCGCUUCGAGGAAGUGAAACGUGCCAGGGAGUCACCGUUACGCAUUAUUGAUCCUUGGAUUGAACGAUGCCGACGCGCAUUUUGCUACUGGUGCGGCUUCGUAUUUCUCUCUGUGCUGGUCAUGAUUGGCUGGAACAUCGCGGUUGCGACCGGUGUUGUAUCAUAUUAA
Messenger RNA from Mycena citricolor, 1995 nucleotides. NCBI's taxonomy places the organism in Eukaryota, Fungi, Basidiomycota, Agaricomycetes, Agaricales, Mycenaceae. The record is from the annotation of a GenBank genome assembly.